UUCUGUGCAUAGCUUUUACUUCUAAGAUAGAUUUGUUCUAUUUCUAUUUGUUUUGUUCUAACAUUUUAAAGGAAAUUGUACACAAAAGUUAAAAAAAAUUUCAAAUAUGAAUAGCAAAGAGAACGGUCAUGGCAUGAAUUGCAAUCAGAGUUAUCAGGAUGAAAAUUGCAGCAACUGUUCCGGAGAUUCCCAUGGGAGUGCACGGCUGGAUAUGGAAUCAAAUGUGGAGGAAGAGCAGCCGAUACGUGUCCGUGAUAUGAUAAAUCUCUAUAAUUUUGCCCAACAAAAGAAUCAGGAAUUGGCGCAGGCCAAAUCCGUAUACUUUGGCUCAAAUUUAAAGGGUACACAAAUGGACAUAAAUGAGAUGGAGACAGUACAGCAGGAGCAGGAAUGUUGUGACGGCAUUUACCUCAAAGUACCAGCCAUUGAUAGUCAGCCCGGUGGCAGCCAUCUGUAUAAUGGUAAGCCGGGCAACUUUCGCUUAACUACGUCAGAUGAUCAAACAUCAAUGCAUCAAUCGCUACAAGGAGACGGUGCGGGCGGUGAAUCGAUUGAGAAAUCAUAUCAAAGUAAGACCACCAUAAGACGCACCGAACAAGGCGUACGCAUUAUAAUCGACAUCUUUUUCGAUAAACAAGAUAGCGAUAUUGAUAUCAUAGGCAGCCGUGUGGAGACAGAUAUACCAGAGAGUCGCAUAUUGGCAGAUUUCCAGAAACAUUCGUUGCGCUCACAGCAAAUUAACCAAUCACCCAAUGUUUAAUGUUUAAUAGUUUUUCAUUUCAAUUUUGUUUUCAUCCUGCUCAUGAAGAACGCCACAAAAUUUCAUGUUACGUAUACUCAACGUUAGACAUUUGUUUGUUACAAAAAACAUAAAUAUACGCGUUCAUCAUUGAAUUUUAGAU
This is a messenger RNA of Drosophila innubila, 902 nucleotides long. RefSeq lists its product as uncharacterized. NCBI's taxonomy places the organism in Eukaryota, Metazoa, Arthropoda, Insecta, Diptera, Drosophilidae. Bases 107 to 760 code for a protein of 217 amino acids. The transcript has 3 exons. The record is from RefSeq and is a predicted model, not a curated record.